CAUGAUAACGACCACGAAAAUAAUAAUAUUAGUACAACUAGCAAGCGAAGUAAUGGAAGUGAGGUUUGGGACUUCUUUAAGAAGGUGGUAUGGCAAAAAGAAAAGAAAACAGCCAAAUAUAGUGUAUUAAAGUGCCCAUAUAUGGAAUUUUCUUUCGGACAUGGGGGCUCAACUAGAACAUUAUGGAGGCACUUAGAAGGUACACACUGGGCCCAGUACAUUGAAACAGAAGAAUAUCAUAGGAAAAAAAAAAAGACGCAAAAUGAAUAUAGUACGAUUGAAAAUCUGUUUAAGGAUUCUAAGAACCUCUCUGCUAUUGAAUUCGCUAGUACUGAUAAUAUAAAACUCUGGGAUAUAUUUGCCACCUAG
Dentiscutata erythropus is the source of this 369-nucleotide messenger RNA. The record is from the annotation of a GenBank genome assembly. NCBI's taxonomy places the organism in Eukaryota, Fungi, Glomeromycota, Glomeromycetes, Diversisporales, Gigasporaceae.